UCUGUGUAAAAAGAGCAGACAAUGCAACGCGUAAACAGUAGCAAAAUCUUCACAACUUCACGUUUCUUCAAAUUCCAAAAUCCACGAUGAUAGAAUUAGAAGUUUCAAAUACAAAUAUACAGCAUAUGGAUAAUUUGCAGAAAAUGAGACCACCAAGUGUGAUUGACAGAUACUUUAAAAAACGUUUUAAAACAGGUCAUCUAAAAUAUAAAACCAGUCUAAGUAAUACUAAUAGUAAUAGACUAAACUAAUUACUAAUAGGCUUAAUAGGCUAAUUGAAAUUGACAAUGUGACAAUGUAUUCUUGUCUUAAACUUAAGUCUUAAGUCUACUUGUUGAGUUUAGUACUGAGUUUAGUCAUAAUUUUAAGUAUAAGUUAAAUAAGUUAAACAUGAAAAGUUCAGAAAAGUGGGGGUGGGGAGGGGUUACAAAAGCUUAGAAGUGGGAUGGCAUGACAGGUUGCUGUAAUUUAAUAUGAAGGACCUCUUCACAUCCACAUCAGCCUUCAGCAGAGCAACAAAAUGGGAUGACAUGAAAUUGUAUAAUAUUUUAUUUUUAUCCUUCUUUACUCAUUACUGUUGCUUUUUGUACAGGGGAGGCAUCACAAGGUAUGGGCAAUUAGUUACUAAUGGCAUUGGGAAAGAUACAAAGAAUCUAAAGUAUCUUGAUGUGUAGCUUAUGGGUCAAUGUGAAAAGUCCAUGCCGUCACCAUCACAACCAAGUCAGAUGAAAUAGAUACGGGAGCACACUCAAGCACCCUCAGUUAACAACUGCCCUCUGUAGGCUGUAGGAUGAUAAUAAUAUGUCAGGAAAGUCUUUGACGUUGUGUCAGAGUUAUUGAGACUGGUCUACUAAAGGUGUUAGAAAUAAAUACUGGGCAGUGUGAACCAUUUUUUUAUGGGACAGUUUUAUUUAAUCAGGUAGUCUAGUCAGGUAUGAGAGAGUGUGUGUCCAUCUUGUAUAUUGUUGUGACCAACCUGUUUUGUUGUGACCUUGGGGAUAUGUACCUGGUUAUUUAUAUUAUAUGUAAGUAUAUAAUGUCAGACAAAGUCCUGUAGUGAAAUAGCUCACCAUGAAGAUUAUACUAUUAAUAAUUUAAGUCAAAUUUUAUUCUAUGAUUAUGAAAUUCAAGAAAUGUUUACAUGUUUCUUAAAUUCCUUACAUACACUUCAUAGAGCAAGUACUGUGUUGGUUAGACUUAAGUUGGCAUUUUUAGAAGAAAAAAAAGUACAUGGUAAACCUAUGUCUGAUAAAUAAGCAUUCAAAGUUGUGCUACUACUAAGAAAAUUGAAAGGUAAAUAUUAUUUAGCUUGUUUUAUUUUCAUUUCAGACGUUCAAAAUAAAACUGGAGAAGAUCAGUUAAUAUUAACACAUUCUAAUAGGUAGGCCUAUGUAUUGACUGUCUUUUGAAGAAUAACAAAAUGAAUAUUAAACGUAAUAUCUUACAUUUAUAAGUCUUUAAAAAAGAUAAACACUCUAUAAAAGGGUUCUUUUAUUUAAACCAAACCAUCUUAAUUCUAUGCAUUUUGUUUCAGAGUUUGUGUUGUUUGCAUUGCUGACUCCCAUCCCUUGAUAAGAGAAGGCAAGAUAGCAACAAAAGUAAGCUUUGAAGAUAAAGGAUGGAACAGACUGGACAACAAGUUUUCUGGAAAGUCAAAAAGAGUAUGCAAACAAAAUAAAUCUGUAAUUAAUUUUAGUUAGGUCUAUUAAAUGUAUAUUAUUUAAUAAACAACCUCAUUUUGCCAUAAAUGCAUUAUAUUUUAUACUAGGUAUAGCCCGCCAAACAUUGGCGGUAGCAAUGCAUGAACUUCCUAUCUACUUAAGUUACUUGACAAAAACGUGAACUCAAGCUACGCACAUUUAAGAAUGCCAAGUUGCUACACCCCUAUCCCCCCUCCCCCCCCUGCCUUUCAUGAUACGUCACGGCACACUUUUUAUUUCACGCCGGAUUAGCAGACGCCGUGAGCUGGCUGGCCAGCGAAGGUUGAUCUAUAUAUAGCCUGCUUGGUGGUCGUUUUGUUGUUUGCCCUAGUUUCUGGCGAAUUAUAUAUAUAGAUUAUUCAACCAAAUCCACAAAUUAUUUUCUGACUAGGGGGCUCAGUGGUUGGACAGUCAAGCUCCAUUGUGUCAAGUAACUUGCAGUGAUGGAAGCUUGUAUACACUAGUCUGCUGCAUCAAGGGCCAGUUAAUAGAAGUGAAUGAGAGGCUUUUACAGAAACCCCAUCUGAUCACAGAGAAAGUAUGUAUCAUGGUUAACUCUUUAUUAUUUUUAUGUAUUGCUUUAAUGUGCUUUCCUUACCUUAUUAACAUUAACACCCAUUUUUAGACAUUAAAAAACCGCUGGUAAUUAAUUAUGAAAAGUUAUGUAGAAAGUGGUGCAAAUGGUAACUUUUAUGUUAAAUCAGACAACUUCAAUCAAGAUUAUUUUUCUAAUAUAAUUUGUGAAAAAAGGGGAUGAGAAUGUAAAAAGUUGAAAUCAUACACUGAAAUUCUUGUUGGCACUGAUGAGGUAGGCUGCUUGUUGUGUAUACAAUUUAAUUGAGGGAAAUGAUGCUUAUAUUUAAUAAUGAAAAUAAUCAAAAUCAAUUUUGCGCUCAAUUUUGAAACAAACUUUUUGUACAAAACUGAUUAUCUUACUUACAUACUUAAAUAUUGAAAUAAAAUAAACACCAGCAUGCUCAGAAAAGGAUAAAGUAACAACGGUAUAUCAAAUUAAUUGUUCUGUGGGUUUGGGAGGCAAGAUUGACAUUUGAAAAUGGAAAGGGAAAGAAGAAAAGUUUGAAAAGUAUUCCAAAAGGGCUGACAGCUAAAAUGUGUUAAUAACUCUGUACAGUGUAAUUGUGGACCAUCUGACACUGUUGUAAGAGAGUUUUCAUUUUCACUUCCCAAAUGUAAAAUUCACAAUUAUGAUUGAAUGAGAAAUCAAUUUCUUUCAACCUGGGUUGGAAAGCUAAAGUGGGUUGACUACAAGACAGUUAUUUGGGAAUACCUGGGGUAGAAACAUAAAGGGGAUGGACUCUGAGACAGUUUGUUCGGGAAUACUUGGGUUUGAAAGCUAAAGUGGUUAGAUUCUGACAUAUGGAAAUACGUCGAGUAGAAAGACUUAAGGGUGUGGAUAGAAUAGCCGGUAUUUUUAGAAUCAUUAAGCACUUGAAAGAAAUUAAUUUCUAAAUAGCUAAGAUUAUUUAGAUUUUUAAAAAAUUCUUUCUAUUUGAAAACCUUUUCCAAGGAUGAUUUGGGACAAAGAUGAGUUUUAAAAUAUGUGUCGUUAUAUUCGAUUUAAUUAAUGCUUUGUAUUGAUAGAAGCUAAAAAAAUAUUGGUAAAUGUUAUUAUUAUUUGUUUAUCUCUUGUAAACUGAACUUCAUUUGACUAAUAUUUCCUACUUUCUAUCACUCAGCCAUGUGGUGAAGGCUACCUUGGUGUCUUACUUCCAGGUUUGAAGUGGUAUGAGCGGGAAAUGCAGAAGCUCAAAUCUGAGGAAGAAUACCAGUCCAUAUUGGAAAGCAGAGAAAAUAAUCUUACAUGAAAUUUUCUUUGUAUUAUAAAAAAAAUGUUUGAAAGAAUGUACAGAUCUAAUAAAGUGUAACUUGAACCACCACACUGAACUGAGUUAUUUACUUGCUCCCCCAGAUGCGGCUAAAUGUGUCCUUGUGGGGUCCCUCCCGGAUGCGUCUAAAUGCGCCUGGUCACACCCCCUACUUUUAAUUUCAAUCUUAUAAUGAAAUCACGCAUCCCCAUGAGGCCCUUUCUCGAUCACAUUAGGCAC
This is a messenger RNA of Lymnaea stagnalis (great pond snail), 3766 nucleotides long. The record is from the annotation of a GenBank genome assembly. Lineage: Eukaryota; Metazoa; Mollusca; Gastropoda; Lymnaeidae.